AUGGGCGCGUGCGUCGGCGUGCUGCUGCUGGGCGGCGCCGCGAUGGGCUACCAGGCGUGGUACAAGUCGCACGUGCUGAGCAAGAUGGAGAAGGCCUUUGAGGGCGGCUACGACCCGGUGCUGGCACUGGCGCGCGGCGGAGAUCAGCUGGCUCAUGCAGAGGUGCUGCCGCUGCGCGAUGAGGAGGCACUGGUGCGGCGCAUCGUAGAGGGCAAGGAGCCCGGGCGCUACUUUCUCAUUCUCGGCAGCAAGGGCUCUGGCAAGACGUCGACGCUGAUCGACGCCAUGGCGCGCAAUCAAGCCGAGGGCUGCGCCUUCUUCGACGCGCACCAGACGCCCGAGAUCGUCGUGGACCGCUUCAGCGAGAGCAUCAACUACAGCAUGAACCGCGACUAUCUGGGCAACCUGCUGGGCCUCUCGGAUCUCAGCGGCAUGACGCACUACCAGUCGCUCGAGCGGGCGCUGCACAAGCUGGAGAAGGCAGUGCAGCGCUACGCCGCACGCACUGGCCGCCCGGCCGUCAUCAUCAUGAACUCGGCGCACUUGCUGCCGCGCGACGAUGACGGCGUCAAGCUGCUGCAGCUCUUCCAGCAGCGUGCCGAGAAGUGGGCCAGCGCGGGCUGCGCUACCUUUGUCUUCACGUCGAACGAUUACUGGGUCUUCGACACGCUGCGCAAGAACAGCAACCGCAUGGACACGCUCACGUUCAAAGACCUGACGCGGCCGCAGUCGAUGCGCGUGCUGGAGCAGUGCCGCGUGCAGUACUACGGGCGGGAGCGCUUCGAGCGCGAUGCUGCAGACGACGAUCUGCUGGAGGAGGUGUAUCAGACUGUCGGCGGACGCAUCGCGCUGCUCAACAAGAUUGCGCGAAGAGAGGACAUGCGCGCUGCUGUCAGGCAGCUCGUCGUCGACGACCUCAACUGGCUGCUGUCAAAGACUGGCAUCAUCGAGGACCACGACGACGACGUGAUGGACGAGCAGAAGUGGUCCACGUGUUCCUGGCUGCUCUUCGUCGAGCUAGCCAAGCGGCAAAAGGCGCUGGAGGAGGAGAGUGCCUCGGCGCUCUCUGCCUCCAUUGCCGCUCGGCGCGAGGACGAGCAGGUGCGGCAGGCUGCUCACGAGAGCGAGAAGGAGCAGGAGCAUGGCGAAAAGAGACCGCAGGACGACGCCACGAAUCCGCUUAGCGACGUGGAGGUUGGCUUGCCUGGAGAUGUGCCGAAUCCGAGCUUGACAUGGGGAGAGGUGCGGCAGGUCAUGACACGGCCGGACUUCCUGGAGGAGCUUGAUCGCCUCAACAUCAUCCACGUCGAUCGGCAUCACCACAUCCGUGCCGACUCGAUGCCGCUGCUGCGCGCCUUCAGGCUGCAGGCCGAGGAGGAGGGCUACGAGGACAAGCUCGAGUCCGUCAUGGACCGCGUGUCAGCGAUCGAGUCGCUUCUGCGUACGCGCGAGCUGGUGUGGAAGGAGCAAGGCCACCACGGCAAGUUCAUGGUGCGGCAGGACAGCAAGGGCCGCGAGCUGGAGGCCUGGCGCCUGCUGGGCGGCGACGAUCGAUUGAAUCGCGAGGAGGAGCAGAGCGCUGGCAUGGAAUGA
Messenger RNA from Tilletiopsis washingtonensis, 1593 nucleotides. RefSeq lists its product as hypothetical. The record is from RefSeq and is a predicted model, not a curated record. Bases 1 to 1593 code for a protein of 530 amino acids. Lineage: Eukaryota; Fungi; Basidiomycota; Exobasidiomycetes; Entylomatales. The transcript has 13 exons.